AUGGCUACCCCUAGUGUCCUGGCUUUUGACGCUGAGGGUCGCGCCAUUGACUUUGAGGUCUGGGUAGACGACCUGCAGUUGUUUUUACAGUGCGAUAGGGCAGACGGCCUCUCUCUCUUUGACCUUACCUCUGGCGCCUCUCCAGCUCCUGCUGCCGAUGCUGAUCCCACUGUGCGCUCUCAGUGGGCCACCCGCGAUGCUGCUGCACGUCUUGCUGUGCGUCGCCACCUCCCUACCUCUGAGCGCGCGCACUUGGGUCAGUACAAGAGUGCUCAGACCUUGUACGAAGCUGUAGUUGCGCGCUACUCCUCCCCUUCCACUGCUGCACUGAGCCGUCUCAUGCUUCCCUACCUCUUUCCUGACCUCUCUACCUUUCCCACUGUCGCUGACCUCAUUACGCACCUCCGCACUAGUGACACUCGCUACCGCGCCGCCCUUCCUGCUGAGGGUGCUCUCCUUCCCCCUUGCUGCCCUCUGUUGCCUCUGCUGCUGCUGCCGACCUGCUUGGUCUUGAAUCGGUCGGCGCGGCGUCUGCCCCUAGUGGGAGACGUCGCUCUGGCAAGGGCAAGGGGGGCAAGGGCGCGGGUGGAGCUGGAGGGGGCGGUGGCGGUGGCGGCGGAGGCGGCGGAGGGAGUGGGGGGUGGCGGCGGGAGUAGUGGCGGGGGUGGUGGUGGUGGUGGCAGCAGCGGCGGAGGCGGCGGUGGUGGUGGCAGCGGUGGUGGUGGUGGCAGCGGCGGAGGUGGAGGCGGCGGAGGAGGCAGCGGAGGAGGCGGUGGUGGUGGAGGAGGUGGAGCUGGUCGGGGUGGUACCCAGCAGCGGAGCGGCGGUGGUGGUGGCCAGCGCUCGCAGAAGCAGCAGCAGCAGCAGCGUUCGCGGGACAUCCCUCCGCCUCAGCAGCUUCGUGAGUGGUACACUCAGCGUCAGAGGGGUGGGGGUACUGGUCCUUGCACCUACGUCCUUCGUUCCGGCGACCGCGCGGGUGAGCAGUGUGGGGGUGACCACCCCACCCAGCGCUGCUUUGGCCGCCUGACGGACGCUUGGCGUCAGCAGUUCCCCGGGGCUAGUGAGAUCCCUCGCUGGGAUGAGCUUCUUAGGGCUGGUGUAGCGAUCUUUGAUCUUGAUUUUGAUGCUAUCCUUGCUACUAUGUAUGCUGUGACUAUUACUGAGGAGACUGAGGGUUACCGGUGUUUCCAGCCCGACCCAGGCAUUGGUACUGCUGCGCUAGGUGCUUGUGAUGCUGCUGCUCUAGGUGCCAGUGCGUCUGCGCUCUCAGGUACUGGUGAGACUGCGCCCUCAGUUACUGCGUCGCCCUCGUCCUCCCUUACUUUCACACUUGACUCUGGGGCUUCUUGCUCCUUCUUUCGAGACCGCACCACCCUUACGCCGCUUGGCCGGCCGGUUGCCGUCUCCCUGGCUGACCCCUCUGGGGGUCCUGUCCUGUCUCACUUCUCCACUGUCCUCCCGUGUCCGGCUGCCCCUUCGGGCACCCUGUCUGGUCUGUACCUUCCCUCGUUCUCUACGAACUUGGUGAGUGGCGCGGACCUGCAGGAUGUGGGGGUUCACCAGUUCACUCCUGCGAGUCAGCGGGUGACCCACUGCACGGAGGCACGCACAGGCCGACACCUGGCCACGUUCUCGCGUCGGCCGGGGUCGAGUCUCUACACCCUGACCGUUGAGUCUCCUCCUGUCCCUGCGUCUGGUCAGGUGGUGCUGUCACUGAGGUGCUGA
Messenger RNA from Closterium sp. NIES-65, 1728 nucleotides. NCBI's taxonomy places the organism in Eukaryota, Viridiplantae, Streptophyta, Zygnematophyceae, Desmidiales, Closteriaceae. The record is from the annotation of a GenBank genome assembly.